Raphanus sativus (radish) is the source of this 1541-nucleotide messenger RNA. RefSeq names its product protein ALP1-like. Bases 165 to 1391 code for a protein of 408 amino acids. The record is from RefSeq and is a predicted model, not a curated record. Lineage: Eukaryota; Viridiplantae; Streptophyta; Magnoliopsida; Brassicales; Brassicaceae. The transcript has 2 exons.
AUCUUCAUCUUUUUGUACCUUGAAUCUCUCUCUCUCUCUCUCUUGCAUGUUUUCAAAAAACACACAAAUCUUCUUCACUGAACCUUUUUUGGACUCUUCCCCCACGACUUCCAUCACAGUAUCGUUUCUGAGGAGACAAGGAGAGAUCUGUCUAUCUAAUCUAAAUGGGACCUAUCAAGGCGUUAAAGAAGAGGAAGAGAUCAGCCGAGAAGAAGGCUGAUCCCAACGUCUUACUCGCUGCUUCCGCUUCCGCCGCCAGUGACAACAACAACGACGACGACUACGACAACGACAACAACGACUCAUCUCAGCCGUCGGAUUGGUGGGAUGGAUUCUCUCGCCGAAUCUAUGGUCCAUACUCGGGGUCUACGGAUCCAAAGACAUUCGAGUCAGUCUUCAAAGUAUCAAGAAAGACAUUUGACUACAUUUGCUCUCUCGUGAAAGACGACUUCACAGCUAAGCCUGCAAACUUCAGCGACUCAAACGGCAAACCGUUAACUCUCAACGACCGUGUUGCAGUGGCGCUGAGGAGGCUUGGCUCUGGCGAGUCUCUCUCAGUCAUUGGAGAGUCCUUUGGUAUGAAUCAGUCAACUGUUUCUCAGAUCACCUGGCGCUUUGUCGAGUCGAUGGAAGAGAGAGCCCUGCACCACCUCUCAUGGCCUUCGAAACUGGACGAUAUAAAAUCAAAGUUUGAGAAAAUCUCAGGCCUUCCCAACUGCUGUGGAGCAAUAGACAUUACGCAUGUGGUCAUGAACCUUCCCAAUGUGGAGCAGUCAAACAAGGUUUGGUUGGACGGAGAGAAGAACUUCAGCAUGGUGUUGCAGGCUGUAGUGGACCCUGACAUGAGAUUCCUCGACGUGAUAGCCGGUUGGCCUGGGAGUUUAAGCGAUGACGUCGUCCUCAAGAACUCAGGCUUCUUCAAACUCGUUGAGAAAGGGAAGAGACUGAACGGGGGAAAGAUUCAGCUCUCGGCGAGAACAGAGCUAAGAGAAUACAUUGUAGGCGACUCAGGCUUUCCUCUUCUUCCGUGGCUUCUCACACCAUACCAAGGCAAACCCAUGUCGCUUCCUCAAACAGAGUUCAACAAAAGACACUCCGAGACUAGAAAGCCCGCGCAGAUGGCCUUGUCGAGGCUUAAAGAUACGUGGAGGAUCAUAAACGGAGUCAUGUGGAUGCCUGAUAGAAACCGGUUACCAAGGAUAAUAUUUGUCUGUUGCUUGCUGCACAACAUUCUUAUAGAUAUGGAGGAUCAGACUUUGGAUGAUCGUCUUUUGUCUCACCAGCAUGACGUGAAUUACAGGCAGAGAAGCUGCAAGACUGUCGAUGAGGCGUCAUCGGUCUUGAGAGAUGAACUCUCUAACCAACUGUGGGGAGAAAAUUCGUCAGCUUGAUUACUCUCUCCAUGUUCUUGUCUUCUUUGUGUAAAAGCUUCAUCUGCUUCUGUUCAGCAUACAACAUUUCAUUCGUAUCCUUUCAUAAAAAUGUGUAUUUUCUGUACUUCAGACACAUCCUAAUCCACUAGUGGAACUUCAAAUUCGUCA